Adineta ricciae is the source of this 2052-nucleotide messenger RNA. NCBI's taxonomy places the organism in Eukaryota, Metazoa, Rotifera, Eurotatoria, Adinetida, Adinetidae. The record is from the annotation of a GenBank genome assembly.
AUGAAUAUUCUCUACACCGGUACACUCUUACUCGCUCUCUACGGAGGCAUCGCCGUUCUACUUCGUUCAAUCACACCUUACGUAGUUUUUCUUUGGUCAAAGCUCAAACGUCGUUCCACUAAUCAUAAUCUGAGCAACUUUCAACGAUCAAAACGUAUUUUAUCUAAUUUAAGACGACUGAACUUGUUCAAAUCAAUCAACAGACGUACUCCAUACGAUAUCAAACUGCAACAAGCAACCACAUGGCUUUAUUUGAUUUUACUUGCAAGGACCAGACUUGUAGAUUGGUACGGUUUCCGAGGCCGACAUUUUCGUUUGUUAGCAACUCUAUGUGAACUGGCAAACAGAACUGUGACUGAUGCUGUUCAUCGAUUUGGUACUCAGUCUUUCGUUGCACUAAAUGUCAUUAGUGAAACUAGUUUUAAUAUUCAGUUGAAUACAACUGUGCAUGCGUUCGCUCAGUCAUUUUCAACGAAUUUUGAUCUUCUUGUCAAGAUUGUGCAGCUGUUCACGCGAACCGACCAACCUUAUACGCAGGGUAGCAACGCAAAUUUAGUUAAUUCAGGAACACAAGAUGAUAUCAAUUACGGCCAAAUUCUUAAGUUUGCAUUCAACUUUACUGGUCUAAUGAACAUCGACACAAAGACAGUAGUGUGUAUAUGUGCUACAAAUUCUCAUUGUCAAACUCCAGUUCUCGAUUCUGUGAAUGAAAUCUCCUUAGAUCAUGCUGUAGACUUUUCUCAGCACGGAGUUCACUUCGAAAAUAUAUUGUUACAUUAUUUUUGGGAUGAUUUUGUUCAUUGGUUUGAUAGUAGCACUAAUAUAGUCGUAUCUAUUUAUUUAAACGGAAAGGUCAAUGGAAUCUCCACGACAUCGUUAGCUUUGUCAACAACUGUAGAAUCAGCGUUUGCUACCACCAUAAUAUCUACAACAACAAUAUUCACAACAGACCCAUCCUGCCAAUUGACCUUUGACCGAUCAAAUUUAUGUUCAUUUUAUCCCACCUCUUUGCUUACUUCACUCACCGUCGAUGAUUUUAACGGCGAUACUUAUUUAGAUCUUGCUUUUAUUGAUAAUAUAUUUAGUAAUCUCUAUGUAUUGAUUGGGAACAACAGUGGAGCUUUUGCAGCGCCAUUGAUAUAUAAAAUCACAACAACUGAUUCACCGUGGGCAAUCGUUUCGGACGACUUUGACAACGAUGGUAGGAAGGACCUUGCCGUGGCAAAUUACGGUUCUAGCACUGUAGAUGUGUUCAUGGGUAAUGGUAAUGGCACUUUCCGAACCCAACGAAAGUUUCCGACUGGACUUGUGAUGCUCCCGAUGGCGAUUAUAGCUGUUGACUUUGAUAGUGACACUCACAUAGAUCUUAUUGUGUAUGGCGCCGACGCAGGUAUUAUGUUUGGCAGAGGUGAUGGCUCUUUUAGUACUGCUGUGAGUCUUUACGAUGAUGACGGUGCUCAACCGAAUUUGCUAACUUGUGCUGAUAUAAACGAUGAUAGUUAUCUAGAUCUUUUCAUCAUUGAAAUGAGCCCUGAUGUGAUACUAAUACUGCUUAAUAAUGGUCAUGGAUAUUGUAAAUUGUGGCAAACUUUGAGUUUGGUGGCCUUUUCUGGAUCGACUUCGCUAUCAGUAGCUGAUUUUAAUAAUGACGAUCUAUUGGAUAUAGCCAUUACGAAUUCGAAUAAAGCUAACAUAGGCAUUUUUAUUCAACAGAGCAAUGGUUCGUUUGGACAGCAAACAAUAUAUUCAACAGGAAUAUAUAGUAAUCCACGCUCAGUUGUCGCUGCCGAUUUUAAUCAUGAUGACCAAAUUGAUCUUGUUGUGAGUCUCUUCUACAAGAGUCAAGUGGGUGUUUGGCCAGGAGUUGGCGAUGGUACAUUUUUACCACCGACGAUGUAUUCGACGGGCCCUACCAGUUCUCCGAAUGAAAUAAUUACAGGUGAUUUAAAUAAUGACAACCGAUUGGAUUUCAUUGUAUUAGAUCGCACAUAUCCCAACAUGACUAUUUUUCUCAAUUCAUGCGCGUGUUGUUUAAAAGAGCCUUCGAAAUGA